Molecule: messenger RNA, 2481 nt
Organism: Exophiala bonariae
Lineage: Eukaryota; Fungi; Ascomycota; Eurotiomycetes; Chaetothyriales; Herpotrichiellaceae
Exons: 2
Coding region: 1-2481 (826 amino acids)
Biological process (GO): cysteinyl-tRNA aminoacylation
Cellular component (GO): cytoplasm
Molecular function (GO): cysteine-tRNA ligase activity; ATP binding
Source: RefSeq, a predicted model, not a curated record
AUGUCUCAACCUCCAUGGGCGCAGCCCACGGGCUCGACUCACGAACCGCAAUUGAAGAUCUACAACUCUCUUACUCGAUCAAAAGUUCCUUUCAUUCCAAUACAGCCUGAGAAAAUCUCAUGGUACGCCUGCGGUCCCACCGUCUAUGACGAUGCCCAUUUGGGCCAUGCGAGAAACUAUGUCUCCACCGACAUCAUUCGUCGCAUUCUGCGAGACUAUUUCCACUUUAAUAUCAAGUUCAUUAUGAACACCACCGAUGUCGACGACAAGAUCAUUCUGCGAGGAAGACAGAGGCAUCUAUAUGAUGAGUACAAGAAGGAGCACAGAUACAUCGACGCAGAAGUUCGAAGAGACGUUCGACAUGCAUGGGUUUACUACAUCGAAAAAUAUCUGAAAAGAAUCGGACCCAAAACAUUACUGGAACCCGGAACCUUCGACGAUGUGGUGGAACAGGCCUAUGGAGAUAUCCUUGCCGGAGGAAGUCUGGAACCUGGCACUAAACCUGGAGACAAAGAAGCGAAAGUCAAAAUGCAUCUUGCAACUGCUAGAAGCACCGCAAAAGCCUUAAUGCAAGAUCCAAAACUCCUGACACCACACGAAUUUUACAACAGAGUUGCCGAUCCAAUGUACCUCGUACUGGAUGAGAAGCUCGGUACUACCAUCAAGGGCGAUGACUAUGCUGUCUUCACCAAGCUGACCAAGGAGUAUGAAACCCGGUUCUUCCAAGACAUGCACGAUCUAAAUGUCCUCGACCCAGACGAGAUAGUCCGUGUGACCGAGCAUGGGAAGGAAAUUGCGGAAUUCGUCAAAAAAAUCGUGGACAACGACCUGGGUUACCUGACGUCUGAUGGGUCUGUGUACUUUGAUAUAAAAGCUUUCGAAGCUGCUGGUUUCAAUUAUGCACGACUAGAACCAUGGAACCGACACAACCAAGACCUGCAGGCAGAUGGAGAAGGAGCACUUUCGCAGCAAAGCAGCUCUGUCAAGCGGUCUGAUGCAGAUUUCGCCCUCUGGAAAGCAUCAAAGCCCGGCGAACCAAGUUGGGCCAGUGAAUGGGGCCAGGGUCGACCUGGCUGGCAUAUUGAAUGCUCAGCAAUGGCAUCUGGAAAGCUUGGCAACCAGAUGGACAUCCACUCAGGUGGUGUUGAUCUGGCGUUCCCACAUCAUGACAAUGAGCUGGCUCAGAGUGAAGCCUUUUGGGCUGAUGGAACUCGAAAACAAUGGGUCAAUUAUUUCAUUCACAUGGGCCACUUGUCGAUAGCGGGUUCAAAGAUGUCCAAAUCACUAAAGAAUUUCACCACCAUCCGAGAGGCACUACACGUUCGAAAAGAGUGGACUUCUAGAAGUCUCCGAAUUGUGUUCUUACUUGGAACGUGGAAAGAUGGAAUUGAAAUUACCGACGAGAUGGUCCUCGAAGGCAGAGGUUGGGAAGAUCGUGUUGACAAUUUCUUCAUCAACGCUGUUGAAAAUAGCAAGAACGCUACAACCACCACAAAUCAGAAAGGGGCUCUUGAAGAUGUGUUACAGGAGACCGAGGCGAGAGUCCGGGCCGCCCUUCUGGACUCGUUCAACACCCCUGCAGCCAUGAGUGCCAUCUCCACCUUGAUAAAUGCUUACAACAGUACCAAGAAGAUCGAUACCACUCCUGAGGAUCACAUAAGUACGGCAAGAUUUGUUACACGCAUGGUUAAUAUCUUCGGUUUGAACGGCGAUACACCUGCAGACUCUACAACGAUAGGAUGGAAGGGUAUUGAAAUUCCCGAUGCUGCAAAGGAGUACGUCUAUCCAUUGGCCAGAAUGAGGGAUGAGCUUCGACAGGCAGCAAUCGCCAAGUCGAUUACAGCCGAGAAGGUACAGAAAAUCGUAUCAAGCUCUCCUGACCAGGAAGAUGUGCCGACUAGUGGACGGCCCAGACCUUCGUAUGCUCGUGCACUGAGUGAAUUCAGUCGCAGCGCAUUAGAAGUGGCAUCACCCUCAGAGUCAGGCGACUUGAACAAGCAGAUCCUCGCCCUAUGCGAUCGUGUACGAGAUGUAGAUCUCUGGCAACUCGACAUUUACCUCGAAGACCGCGAAAACGCCCCAGCACUAGUUCGGCCCGUAACGGAAGGACUAAAAGCCGUGCGUCGCGAACGUGAAGACAAAAUCCGACAGAAAGAAGAAGCGAAGAAGAAGCGCGAACAGGAAGCACUGGAGAAGCUGCAGAAGGGCCGACUCUCACCCGCCGACAUGUUCAAACCACCACAUUCCAACGACUUCUCGGCGUGGGAUCCAGACGGGCUGCCCACGACGGCACGAGACGGCACACCGCUUACGGCGUCGAAGGUCAAGCGGUUGAAGAAGGAUUGGGAGCUGCAGCGCAAGGCACACGAGAGAUACCUGUCUGCAACGCAGAAUGGAGCGGCUGGCCCGGCUGGUACUACUGCCUCUCCCGCACCUGCUGCUGGUGGUACCGCCACCGAACGGGAUCCUUCGUUUUCGUGA